Drosophila melanogaster (fruit fly) is the source of this 848-nucleotide messenger RNA. RefSeq lists its product as uncharacterized. NCBI's taxonomy places the organism in Eukaryota, Metazoa, Arthropoda, Insecta, Diptera, Drosophilidae. The record is from RefSeq and is marked reviewed. The transcript has a single exon. Bases 30 to 692 code for a protein of 220 amino acids.
GCAUUAGUUAGUGCACGGCAGCUGCGGAGAUGCAAACCACGAUUACAACGCGACGACUUGGCCUUCUCGGUCUGCUGGUGGUGCUGGGCUGCAUAGUCGCCCAGGGCAAACCACAUGGCUGGAGCAGUGGCGGCGGUGGUGGAGGCUGGUCCUCUGGAGGAUCAGGUGGCAGUAAGGUCAUUAUCAGUGCUUGGCCUUCCAGCGGCGGAGGAGGUUGGUCCUCAGGUGGCGGAUCUGGAGGAUGGAAGAGCGGUGGUGACGGCGGAGGCGGCUGGUCAUCUGGUGGAUCAGGAGGUGGCUGGAAGAGCGGCGGCGGCUCAAGUGGCUGGAAGAGCGGCGGCGGCUCAGGUGGCUGGUCCUCCGGUGGAUCCUCCGGCUGGCCAAGUUCCGGCAGCUCUGGCUGGAAGUCAGGAGGCAGCUCGGGAUUAUCCAGUGCACUGUCCAGUCUCUCCAGUUGGAAAUCCCAAGCUUUGGGAAGCUUAAGCAGCGGUUGGAAAAGCGGCGGCGGUGGAGGUGGCUGGUCAUCUGGUGGUUCCUCAGGCGGCGGCUGGAAGAGCGGCGGUGGAUCUGGUGGUUGGUCCUCCGGAGGGUCCUCCGCUUGGCCCAGCAAGAUUAGCAGCGGUUGGUCCUCUGGUGGAGGUGGCGGUGGUUGGUCCCCCGGAGGAGGCGGAGGCAGCGGCUGGAGCUGGUAAUCAGAUCCUGGAAAGAAAACGGCAUCCAUCCGAGAAAAAUCGGCGACGAGGCGACACCACUAUCCACUGCUCAACCUGUACAUAAUAAUUCUGCCCUUAAAUUAACCAUUUUUUUUUUUUGUGUAUCUAACUAUGUGAAUAAAUCUUACAAGAAAG